Messenger RNA from Artibeus jamaicensis (Jamaican fruit-eating bat), 1285 nucleotides. RefSeq names its product exosome component 6 (gene EXOSC6). The record is from RefSeq and is a predicted model, not a curated record. Gene Ontology annotation, cellular component: cytoplasmic exosome (RNase complex); nucleolus; nuclear exosome (RNase complex). The transcript has a single exon. Gene Ontology annotation, biological process: nuclear mRNA surveillance; poly(A)-dependent snoRNA 3'-end processing; rRNA catabolic process. The coding region runs from base 33 to 851 and encodes 272 amino acids. Lineage: Eukaryota; Metazoa; Chordata; Mammalia; Chiroptera; Phyllostomidae.
CGGCGGAAGCGGCUAGCUAGCCCAGCGCAGCCAUGCCCGGGGACCACCGCCGCAUCCGCGGGCCCGAAGAGUCGCAACCGCCGCAGCUGUACGCGGCGGAUGAGGACGAGGAGCCCGACGCCCGUGACCCAACUCGGCUGCGGCCCGUGUACGCGCGCUCUGGGCUGCUGAGCCAGGCCAAGGGCUCGGCCUACCUGGAGGCGGGAGGCACUAAGGUGCUGUGUGCCGUGUCCGGCCCGCGCCAAGUCGAGGGAGGCGAGCGCGGCGGUGGCCCGGCCGGGGCAGGAGGCGAGGCCCCAGCCGCACUGAGGGGACGCCUGAUCUGCGACUUCCGCCGCGCACCCUUUGCGGGCCGCCGGCGCCGCCCUCCCCAAGGCGGUGGCGAGGAACGCGAGCUGGCGUUGGCCCUGCAGGAGGCUCUGGAGCCGGCCGUACGCCUGUGCCGCUACCCACGUGCGCAGCUCGAGGUGUCAGCUCUGCUGCUGGAAGACGGUGGCUCGGCUCUGGCAGCCGCGCUCACGGCCUCCGCGCUCGCCCUGGCUGAUGCAGGCAUUGAGAUGUAUGACCUGGUAGUGGGCUGCGGCCUGAGCCGCGCGCCGGGGCCCGCGCCCACCUGGCUGCUAGAUCCCACGCGGCUCGAGGAGGAGCGCGCCGCUGCUGGCCUCACUGUGGCGCUCAUGCCGGUGCUCAACCAGGUGGCCGGGCUGCUGGGCAGUGGGGAGGGGGGCCCGACUGAGAGCUGGGUAGAGGCCGUGCGCCUGGGUCUCGAGGGCUGCCAGCGCCUCUAUCCUGUACUGCAGCAGUGCCUGGUGCGGGCUGCCCGCCGGAGGGGCGCCGCUGCCCCGUCCUGAACAAGAAGCCAAAGGAGUGACAGAUGCUUCUCCUCCCCCAAAGGACCUGCACAGUCGCCUUCCAGACUGCACUGCCUUGAGAACUCAGAGCAAGAGGGAGGAUUUGGGGACGCGGGCACAGAACUGAUGAUCUGGGCCGCUGCGUUGGAACGAUUUUUUGGAAACUGUUCUCUUAAAGAUGCUUUUCUGCUUGAGCUGGCCCCCAGCUAAUUAAGAAACCUACGAAUGCAGUCCGACUCCCAAGUUGAAAAGGACUUCAGCUGGGCCUACCUGGAAAACGGGACCUGAAGGUACUGCUGUUUUGUGAGGGAUGAACCUUAUGCAGGCUGGUCAUAACUUCCUUCUAUGUAACUGGGCUGCUUUUGAGAGAACGGACAAGGGGGCUGUGCCUCUCACUUACAUCUGAGUUAAAACAAAACACAAACCCUUUUGUA